This is a messenger RNA of Pyrus x bretschneideri (Chinese white pear), 1302 nucleotides long. Its product is annotated as DNA-dependent metalloprotease WSS1. The transcript is spliced from 5 exons. The coding region runs from base 139 to 1128 and encodes 329 amino acids. Lineage: Eukaryota; Viridiplantae; Streptophyta; Magnoliopsida; Rosales; Rosaceae. The record is from RefSeq and is a predicted model, not a curated record.
AACAGAUUCUGAGAACCGAAACGACGGCGUAUAAAAGCAAAAACAAGUCAUCGCACUUUCACUCAUUGGCCGAUAGACUCGUCAGAUAAGAGGCCUCUCAGAGCGAGCUAAACAUCCAGCGCAAGAAUUUCAGUCCAGAUGGAUCUUAAUGAUCUCAAUAAGGUGUGGGAAAUCAAACCACUAAAGAAAAUUGGGGAAGAGGAUGCAAGGGAAAUACUUGAGAAGGUAGCGAAACAAGUGCAGCCGAUAAUGCGCAAACGUCAAUGGAAAGUCAAAGUGCUUUCGGAAUUCUGUCCUGCCAAUCCUGCUCUUCAGGGGCUCAAUGUAGGAGGAGGUGUUGAAAUUAAGCUCAGACUGCGGAGGCCGAACAGUGAUUGGGUUUUCUACCCGUAUGAACAGAUCCUUGAUACAAUGCUGCAUGAGCUCUGCCACAACGAACAUGGUCCUCACAAUGCUGACUUUUACAGACUUUUGGAUGAGAUCAGAAGGGAAUGUGAGGAACUGAUAGCUAAGGGGAUUACGGGCACCGGGCAAGGAUUUGAUCUUCCUGGAAGACGUUUGGGUGGUUUCUCCCGUCAAGCCCCUCUGUCAUCUAUUCGCCAGACUGCCUUGGCUGCUGCUGAAACCAGAGCACGCCGUGGAGCGUUGUUACCAUCAGGGCCUAAGCGUUUAGGUGGCGAUAGUAACAUUAAGGCAGCUUUGAGCCCAGUACAAGCUGCUGCUAUGGCUGCAGAAAGGAGACUGCAUGAUGAUUUAUGGUGUGGGUCCAAGUCUUUGGAGGGUGACAUUGAAGUACAGGGGAACGUUGGAACUUCUCAAAGGCCAGAACCGUUCACAUUUACUGAUGGUGUCUCUACCCAGACUAAUAUUAAACUGAAGCCAGGUCAGGAAGAAAUGGACGAUCAAGCAAAGUGGAAAUGCAGUAUGUGCACUUUAUUAAAUAAGCCAUUGACAUUGAGGUGUACAGCCUGCGGGACGCUAAAAGAGGACCUGAAGUAUAAGGUUUGGUCUUGCAAAUUUUGUACCCUAGACAACAAAGUCGAGCUAGAUAGAUGCUUAGCUUGCAGAGAAUGGAGAUACUCGUCCGGUCCUCCUGUCCCUACCCGUGGACCUUACGUUGGUACAUGAGAAAGAGUGGAUUCUGAUCAGCUGGGGACUCUUGAUGAGUUAUACUGAAUGAUCUUAUGUACACACUUUAACAACUGCACAUGACAUGAAUAUGUUUAUUAUAGUGAUCUAAUUUGAUAUGUACAGAUUGUGUUUGAGUUAUAUAAUAUUAAUCCUUUAAGGAGUGUUUGUGAA